Molecule: messenger RNA, 859 nt
Organism: Eutrema salsugineum
Lineage: Eukaryota; Viridiplantae; Streptophyta; Magnoliopsida; Brassicales; Brassicaceae
Product: 60S ribosome subunit biogenesis protein NIP7 homolog
Exons: 1
Coding region: 100-663 (187 amino acids)
Biological process (GO): ribosome assembly; ribosomal large subunit biogenesis
Cellular component (GO): preribosome, large subunit precursor; nucleus; nucleolus
Molecular function (GO): RNA binding
Source: RefSeq, a predicted model, not a curated record
GCAUUAGGUUUGGUACUAAAACCCUAAAAAAACUCAAUAUCAGAAAAAAACAGAGCUUCCUCCUCCUCCUUCUCCCAAAUCGAUCCUCUUCCCAGAAAAAUGCGGCCUUUAGACGAGAACGAGACGACCGUCGUCUUCGAGAAGCUCUUCAAGUUCAUCGGAAACAACCUCAAGAACCUCGUCGAGAACCCCUCUCACGAAGGACCCGACCCAGAAUCCGGCCGUUACUGCUUCCGCCUCCAGAAGAACAGAGUCUACUACGUCAGCGAGUCUCUCGUGAAGCGAGCCACGAACAUCGCCCGGAAAAACCUCGUCUCGCUCGGAACCUGCAUCGGGAAAUACACUCACGCCGGGAGCUUCCACCUGACGAUUAUGUCGCUCAAUCUCUUGGCGGCGAACGCUAAACACAAGGUAUGGCUAAAACCCACAUCGGAGAUGUCGUUUCUUUACGGGAACCAUGUGUUGAAAGGAGGAUUAGGGAGGAUUACUGAUAGUAUUGUUCCUGGAGAUGGAGUUGUCGUGUUCUCGAUGACUGAUGUUCCGUUAGGGUUUGGAAUUGCGGCUAAGAGCACUCAGGAUUGCCGGAAAUUGGAUCCUAAUAACAUCGUUGUGCUUCAUCAAGCUGAUAUUGGGGAGUAUUUGAGGGAUGAAGACGAGCUUUGAUAAAGUUCAAAGUUUUAGUCUUAUGUGUGUGCGAUGUUUCUGCAGUUUUUAUGUAAGUGCGGUCUUAGUUUUGAUUCUGCUUGUUGUUUUAAGCUAUUUUGAGUUCUUACGGUAUGUAGCUGCUGUUGGAAAUUUUGUGGAACAUGAUACUGGAACUAUGAAAGUCUUCAUUUUUAUGAAUUUGAUUGAGGUGUUA